This is a messenger RNA of Hylaeus volcanicus, 2926 nucleotides long. RefSeq lists its product as uncharacterized. The transcript is spliced from 5 exons. NCBI's taxonomy places the organism in Eukaryota, Metazoa, Arthropoda, Insecta, Hymenoptera, Colletidae. The annotation marks the transcript as partial. Gene Ontology annotation, molecular function: DNA-binding transcription factor activity. Gene Ontology annotation, biological process: regulation of DNA-templated transcription. The record is from RefSeq and is a predicted model, not a curated record.
ACGAUCGUGUCGCAUCAAGAAGUUUUCGCAUUCCAAGUGGAAGGUACAAUACCACGGAUUGUUUCAAGGAGGGUAUCCAAAAUCCCUCCUAUUUACGAACGCUCAACGGCCAGCAACAUUUCAUUUGAGAAGAGAGGCGUGUUUAACGUAACCAAGCCAUGCAACAGUCAGCCGCAUCCGUCAUCUGCUUUUCGUGGCGUGAGAUUGGGGCCGCCGGAAGAAGAAACUUCAAAAAUGGACACAGUCCCCUUGUUGUCUCCAACUAUGGAGACGGAAUUGCUAAAGGAACCAUGGAUAUUUCCACAAUCAAAAUUGGCGAUAAAAGAAGAGAAGAAACCAACGUCCUCCAUUUGGGAGGAAAACUUUCAGGAUUUAAGCAGUUGGUGUAUGGAUACGUUCCAGGGUCAAUGCGAUUUUCGCAUAGGUGAAUCACCUACAUUUAAACUAUCAGGUACGAAAUACGAGGGUAAUAGUGCUUUGGCUUCGGAAGAGGGGGUAUUGAACGAUUUGAUGAGUGUGGGGGAUGAGGACAAGUGGAGCAUAAAAAUGAAUACAAACGAGCAUACCAACAGUAAUUGUCACAGCUUACAAUCUACAUUAAAAGUAAAUAGCAAGUACGAGAAGAAAGAUAGCAUCGUGAAGUCUAAUACAUCCGAUUUGUGGUUGAGGCCACCUAAAGAAACACCUACUGUAACGCCCACGAUAAGUGCGACAUCAUGGAACAAACAGUGUAACACAGAUGCUAGUAUACCAUUCCAACCCGGGUGCGAAGAUUCAGAUGACAUCCACUUGGAUGAUGCGUGUCCUACUUCUUUCGGUUCUACUGAAACUCCACGUGAAACAUGGGACGUCCUGCAAACAGUCGAAACCAUUGGAUCGGAGUCGUUUGAUUUGUUGUCAUACCUAUGCGAUGAUGAGAUAAAUUCUCCAGACGGUAGCGUUUCAACGGAUUCAUCGAUGGUGUCGUCCCUCACCAAAUCAUCCACAACCGUUUCACAGACAUACGAAGAAGCGAGAAUAGAUAACAACGAGUCAGACACACAAAGUCGGACAGCGCGAAGUUUAAAUUCGUCUUACAUAGAUACGCCCGCAGUGUCUUCGCGAAGAUCCGAAAGAAAAAGGACAUCCGUUACGAGCAAAGCUGAGAAAUCGUACAAUAGACCAGUGAAACGUUUGAAAUCGGAAAGGAGGCGCGUCGAGAUCGAUUCGAGCGAACGAGUAUUCGCUUCGCAGUAUCGAGAGUCCAGGGAAAAGAAUAACGAAGCCUCGCGAAAGUCGCGUAUGAACAAGAAAGCAAAAGAGUGCGAGAUGACGAUGAAAGCGAUGGAGUUGGAAAGAGAUAAUAGAGUAUUGAAAAUGAAAGUCGAGGAACUCGAGAAACUCGUGACAUCAAUGCGCAGUGCGUUAUUGAGGUCUGCUUUAAAGAAAGACGUUUGAAUGUUUUAAUUGUCGAUCUUUGAACAUUCAUUAUGCGGUAGACGCCACGUAAAGUGACUGUUCUUCUCAGUUUUUUUUUUAUUAUUAUUUUUUUUUUUUUUUUAAUAAUGGGGUUUGCGAUUUGGCGAAAGAAGUCACUUGAAGCAUUAUUUUCUAGACCUUUACACGAUUUAUUUAUGAAAUUUAAUAGUAUCGUCAUAAAAAGUAGUUAUUGAAUUUUGAUUAUGCGUAGGAAAUAAUCUUUCAAUGGAAAAAGUGUAUUUCUUGACGUUUUAUGUAUCUGUUUGUUGCACAAUGUUUGCGUUUAUAAGUUUUUCAAAGAGAUUUUAAUUACGAUAUUUUAUAAUAUAAUGGAACGUAUUUUAUCCACGUUAUCGAAGAAACGAAUACGAGAUAUAUAAUAUAUUAUAUUAUAUAUAAGGCAGAAAAAAAAAGUGGGAAAUGUUGUGAGCGUAUCCUUUUAAGAGUUUAUCAAGAACAAGAUUACAUAAUCAUAUUUUGUUCAGCCUUGUAUUGUACCUGAUAAAAAAGUAUAAAUAUAGAGGUUCGAACAAGAUAAACUAUGAUUGGUGAGAGUAUAAUUUUCUACUGGCAUGGGCACAAUAGUGGCAUGAUGUACAAUAAUAUUCGAAUAAAGAAUUUGCUUCGAAAUUUACCUCAUACUAGAGAGAAUUAUUUUUGUAGAUUAAAGGUACGGCCUUUUUGACUUGAACAUCAAAUAUAUACAUCAGACUUUGAACGACAAACGCAUUUAUUCGAAUUUAGUGAUUCUACAGGACUUGAGUGCGAACAAGUCUAAAUUAACAAUACGCUAUGUAUUCACUGCUUGAAACAAUGCAGUGAAUUUCAAACUUAGUUUCCAGCAUAUGCACAGCAAAACUAUGCACAUGGAAAAGAAAUUGUUAGCAUCUGGAACACUAUUUGAAAUACUCACUGAUACAAAUUCAACAAAUAAUAGAAAAAUGCAAUAUUACAUCACUGCGUUGUAAAUAUUGUGGCAAUAUUUUUGCUUUCGGCUUUUAAAAUACUAGUACUUCCGAUAAUAUUACCGCUAAGUCUCCUAAUCGUUAGGUACAGGCUCAAAUUACCAAAUUACCAGUUAUCAAAUUAUAAAUAUUGCCCAUAUCGUACUUAAAAAUGAAAAUUAUUCCUUUAGAGGUGUAAGUAACAACCACAUAAUGUAUACGUGCAAUGUUACAUUUUUAUUUCUUGUACCCUCAAAAUGUGUACAUUUCGAUUAUACGAAGAGUGAUGUAGACUUAACCAAAUGUCUAUUUUUUAUAAUGUUGGUGCAAUGUUUGUAAAAUUUUGUUGGUAUUUCAUAUAUGUUUCCUAACAUAGUCUCUGGUUGAUGAUUAUAUUUUAAGCUAUGAAAAUCGAGCUUAUUAUAUAUGUUGAGAAUUUAUCAUUUACAUUGCGAAAUGUAUAUUAUAAAAUCAAUGAAUGUAACAUGGUUAUUAAUAAAUUAAUGCAAUUGCAUCAUUUAGAA